This is a messenger RNA of Lottia gigantea (owl limpet), 2301 nucleotides long. RefSeq lists its product as hypothetical. The record is from RefSeq and is a predicted model, not a curated record. Bases 1 to 2301 code for a protein of 766 amino acids. NCBI's taxonomy places the organism in Eukaryota, Metazoa, Mollusca, Gastropoda, Lottiidae. The transcript is spliced from 8 exons.
AUGUCUCUCACUGAUAAAGAGUUACAAGAUGCAAAAAAUAACAUUUACAAGCGCUUGGAUGAUUGGGUUGAAGAAGCGAAAAAGAAAGAUCAACGAUACGAAAAUGGAAUUCAACGAUUGGUAUCAAAAUUUCCGACAGCAAUGGUGCGAUACAGAACCAAGGCACAAGAUGGUUGUCAUUUCAUACCGGUUACCAAAUCGUAUGAAGAAAGGCUUCGAUCUAUAUUCAUCAAUUCCAUGUCAUGUGUCCCGCCGGUUAUUGGGGAAUGCAGACGUCAUUAUCCUUCGGACCCACAAGCUUAUGUACCAGUGAGCUUCUCCGAGGAAAAAUACCUCCCGCCUCUGUUUUUAGAGCGACGGAAUACAACCUCGGAUAAUACUAUUGGAACCACAAGCCGUCAGGGAAACAGAUCUAAAUCUCGACAGCAGAAUUCCAGAAAAUGUCGGCAUAAGGAAUCCCGCCAAGGCGCUAGAGGCGUCGAUUCCAAAACUGGCCUGGAAUUCUUAGCCGGCACCAGCCCGAUAUCGCCCUACGAUGAUUACGAUGCCAAUGAAAAAAUCCACGAAAUUCAGGACAUCUUUCUUCGAGUGCCCUGUCACUAUUUUAAAUCGCCAGGGUCGGGGAAGAAUGAUGACGAGGCUGAUGAUACGAUGGCAGAAGAAAUUAACAAACUCAAUCUGAGCAUGUUCGAGGCUAAGUUUAGACAAGGUGUCCAUAUUUGGAAGUCGAAAAUGAAACAUAAACCUGGAGAUCCUAUAAAAUCUUCAGUUGGCCUAAAGAUCGAAGAGAAUCCGGUUCAAAUCGAGAAGGAAAAAAGAAAGAGUAUAGGCAAAGAUGGAAAGUUGCGAGAAAAGAGACAACAGAGAAAGGCGUCUCGUCUCAGAAGAAUGACUAUUUUGGAGGAAAAAUACAUCAAAAUUAGGGCCACACCAUUCCGAAGAUUCUGCCGCAUGAUCUACCACAUUGUGGCUCUUUUUAGGGUCACUUCACGUCAGCUCAAGAAAGAAGAGAAGAAGAACACAGUGUUCGAGAGAGUUGGAACUGACGGGGAAUUGUUGACCUUUGACCCACAGGAUUAUCGGUCAGCCUCUAAGACGUAUGGUGGAUUAACGCGAAUGGCUAGGAUAGCUCUAGCUAAACGUCAGAACGAACGAAAUGAUGUCGACAUUAUGGUUUUAUUGGAGGUGAUCAACAGGAUGCCGUUCUUCCAGAAAUAUUCCAUGUCCAUCAAGCGAGAUCUGGCCAAGUGCCUGGAUUACGAUAAAAUAGAUGCUGGCAGAGUGGUUAUUAGGCAGGAUCAUCCAGGCUUCAGGAUGUAUUUCGUUUCUUCAGGAUGUCUGGGUGUUCGUAUGCAAAUGAUGGACCCUCGAACAGUGACCCAAUGUGUUUUAUUUUGUCCUUUUGUCCGGAUGGGGUUCGUGGAUACAAAUUGUACCCUGUUGGGGUUUAUUUUAGGAGAGAAGAUCGUCCGACAGAUUAAAGAAUUCACACCUGGUUGUUAUUUUGGAGAACUAGCCUUGAUGAGAAAUAUCAAGCGAACUGCCACAGUCUACUGCAAAACGAAUUGUGAAUUAUUGAGCAUGACUAAAGAUAGUUUUAACAAAGUAUUACGAGACGCCUGGGAUUAUCUGAGAGCCGAGAGACUGGAGAUCCUGAAACAGUCGGUAUAUUUCCAGACUUGGGAACCACAGCAACUAGAAGGGCUGGCAGAUGUUACGGAACUCUGCGAUUAUCCGGAUAAUUGUACGAUAACUGGAGACCAUCCAGGUCUCUCAGAAUAUGUUUAUUUCAUCACCAAAGGCAAUUGUGUUGUUGUUCGAAGAAUUCAAAUGAUUCGUCAGAAAUCGCCACAUCUCGAAUCCACCCUUCAUCUACCGGAGGACGCCUGUGGUCCUAGUUUCUUCAGAAAGAACUACGGCAGAUACUGGCGUAAACAGACCCACGAAUACAGAUUCGCUACCAUGUUCAUACUCCAAACUGGUGAUUACUUCGGUGUUGGAGAGAAUCUUACAAAUACAUUUGUCAUAUCAAAAGGUAAAGCUCAGUGUCUGCGGGUCAACUCCGUCCAGUUUGAAAUCCAGACCCAUACUGAGGACUUAGUCAAAAUGGCCGAAGUUAGGGAACCAAUGUUAGUGUCUAACCAAUAUCUUUACUCAACUCUGAUGGCCACUAAGGCUUGGAAUAAAUACAAAAAGGAACUGGUUGAGGAGAUCGCCUCCAAGAGGAAAGUACCAACCACUACUAAAAUGGAAGAUGUGCCGUUAUCAAUUCGGGUUGCCCCACAAGUCUUACCGAAUUAA